CGCGAGGACAGAGAGCGUCCGGUGGCUUUCAAUGGCAACACUUUUCUCAUGUUUUCCAACAAACCGAAUUCAAACCAAUGGCCGGAAAUAGGAAUCGACGGCCAAAAGGAGAACCGCUUCGAAGUGCGUCUUCUGGCGCGCGGACGCAACGGAAUCGUGGUUUGGCUCUCGAAAGGUGCGACGACGGACACCGACUACCUGUCGCUCGCUGUGGUCAACGGUUCUAUUGAGCUGUCCUUCAAUUUGGGCGCUCAGAAAGACCUCCUUUUCGCGCGCAGUGACCGUCGCGUCGACGAUCAUCGCUUCCACUCUGUGCUCGUGCAUCGGACCGAGAGAGCGGCCACUUUGCGAGUGGACGACGACCCGCCCGUCACCGUGGAGUCAGAGGCCGGCGCCAACCGACUCGACACCGAUGGCGUGCUGUGGAUCGGCGGCUCUCCCGGACUGCCGACUGGUCUUCCGCCGCACUACUACUCGGGAUUCGACGGUUGCGUCGAAUGGGUUCGAGUGGACGGCGAACCGCUCCCACUGUGGAGUCACUCGACGGCCAGUCGUCUCGAGUUUUGCUGACAAUUUGCUGAGAGCUGUGAUUUAUUU
This is a messenger RNA of Oppiella nova, 597 nucleotides long. The record is from the annotation of a GenBank genome assembly. Lineage: Eukaryota; Metazoa; Arthropoda; Arachnida; Sarcoptiformes; Oppiidae.